UUAAUGGUCCGCUCCUCCUUCUUCACCGCCCGCGUUGGUUGAAGCAAAAACAGAACAUCAUGGCGAUUGAUGGUGGCGAGCGUAACUGUGGAGUACACGAGCUGAUCUGCGUCAGAAAAGUCUCUCCGGAGGUGCUGGGGUUUCUGACAGCCAUCGGGCUCUUCAUCAUCCUCAUGACCCUCCUGUUUUGGUACCUCAACAACAAGUUGGCACUAGAUAACCCAGGGAGCCUUCAGUGCCUUGAUGACUUCAGAAAAAUCACAGAGCUGCAAGACAAGGUCUACUCUGACGCUGACCUGCAGGGCUCAUCGUCUGACAGUGAGGAUGAACUGAUGGGUCAGUAUCAGGAAGCAGUCAUCCGCUCCCAGGGCCUCCGAGGUGGAGCCAAGGCCACUGCUAAUGUCAAACACGCAGGAGGUUUCAGCUGGGAGAGCCGGCACAAGUACAGCCCUCUGACCGUGGAUUAUGACGGCUACAGCAGUGAAGCUUCAGCUGAUGACGCCAACUGUAUCCAGCGGAUGAGACGAACACCGCCUCUGGAUGAGCUUCAACCACCACCCUAUCAGGAUGAGAAUGGCUCUCCAAGGAUGUCCUGCACACUGUCAGACCUGGGCGACACCAAGUGUGAUCUCUCCCACACGAGUGGGAGUCCCCUCAUGUCCUUUGGUAAAUGCCCCAGUGAGGGCAGCGAUGUCAGCGAGACUGCGAGUUACCUCAACAAGGGCUACGAGGAGGAUGUACCCAGUGAUAGUACCGCCAUCCUCAGCCCAGAGGAUAUGUCAGCUCGUGGAUCAGCAGCACAGCUCCCUAAAGGGUACGAACCAGAUCCUCUUGCAAAAUAUGGCACACUGGAUGUGGUUUUUGACUACGAUUCAGAGGAGCAGCAGCUGGCAGUGACCAUCAUGGCAGUAACGGACCUUCCCGCCGUCAAACGCACUGGCAAUAUCUCCUGGCAGGUCCACCUGGUGCUGCUGCCCACCAAGAAGCAGAGGGCAAAGACAGGAAUCCAGAGAGGCCCGUGCCCCAUCUUCACCGAGACCUUCCACUUUAGCCAUGUGGAGUCAGAGAUGAUCAGCAAUUAUGCCAUACGAUUCCGCCUUUACAGCAUGCGACGGAUGAAGAAGGAGAAGGUGCUCGGGGAAAAGGUGUUCUGCCUCACCAAGCUCAACCUUCAGGGCAAAAUGUCUGUGCCAGUCAUAUUAGUGCCCUGCUGUGCUCUCCCAGGUGAUGAAUCCCAGAUCAGCCUCUCAGAUAUGACAUGCAGUGAAAGCGCCUCAUCAUUCCAGUCCAUCAGUCAGACUAAUACACCAGAGAUCCUUGUGGGCCUGGCGUACAAUGCCACAACAGGACGUCUCUCUGUGGAGGUCAUCAAAGGCAUCCAUUUCAAAAACCUGGCUGCCAACAAGCCACCCACUGUCCAAACCUUGUUGUCAGAUGGGCUGUUCUGUUGUCUAAAACACUUGAUAGGUGGACAGGUUUAUAUUAUCAGAGACACAUACGUUAAGCUGACUUUGCUGAACUCCAUGGGCCACGAGAUGUCCAAGUGCAAGACCUCCAUCUGUCGAGGCCAGCCCAACCCAACGUACAAAGAGACGUUUGUCUUCCAGGUAGCCCUUUUCCAGCUAUCAGAUGUCACGCUCAUCCUCUCCGUGUACAACAAGCGCAGCAUGAAGCGUAAAGAGAUGAUUGGUUGGAUUUCGCUCGGCCUCAAUAGCUCUGGAGAGGAGGAGCUCACCCACUGGACACAGAUGAAAGAGUCAAAAGGACAGCAGGUUUGCCGCUGGCACAGUUUGUUGGAGUCAUAACAGCAGAGAAGAGUAAGUGAAGAUAGUUUGCGAGGGUAACCGCACAGAGCAGUUGCCGUCCCAGAUGGGCAAGAAAUUAAGUUGACCUAAGAUGGAGUCAUGUGAAAGAUGUUCAGGGUGAAAUAAGAACCAACCCAUGUGUUUUGUUCACUUUGGUAUAGUAUAGCUUAGCAUUUUCAUGGUUCUGUUUGUCAAAUCCCUGAUAGAUAUUGAUCAGUCAUCUAGCUUGUGAUGCGAUGUCAUUAUUUUCAUGGGUUGCCUUUGAGUUUUUGCAGAUUGCACAAUUUUUCUUUUCUUUUUUUUUUUUUCUUUUCAAAUGAGUUGAACUGGUUGUGCUGGGGCCUGCUCCAUGAAGCAGGUUCUGGAUAACAUAAUAAUUUUGUGUACCCACACCUCAAGGUCAAAUAACUGACAUCAGGAUUAACCACAAUCUUGUCAUAAAAGUUUCAUUUACAAAUUCUGAGCAGAUUAUCAGAAAUGUGGCCCUUCACUUGGUUUUUCUGCCUUUGUAGAAUAGGUUUCUGUCAUGAACUAAUGGUUAACAAAAAGAAUAAGGUCCCUUUAAAAGCGAGAGGACUUGUUUUGUCAUUGUUCAGUAGAAGGUCAAUUAUUAAUUACUUUGUCACGGACCCUGCAUCAUCAUUGUUAACAGCCCUGGAAAACAGUUUUCUCAGUUUACUAUGUGAGGUUGGUUUCUAUGUAAAGAAAACAACAGUUUAAAGUUAAAAUAGUUUUGGUUAUUCCACAGAGAGGGAUUCUGUGUUUAUGUUCUUCACUGGAUUGAAGUGGGCAGAGAUUAUUUGGAGAAGGUGAUGCCAAGUGUUUCCAUGCACCAUUCAGAGUUGAGCAACAUUUGAAAUCAAAAUCAGAUGACAGCUGUGGAACUGUUUGCUCAUGUUACUAGUAGUUUAAACACACCACACUCACACAAUCCUAAUAAUCAUAAAUGUUGACUAAAAUAGUUUUCUUUUUCCAAACUUUAACUCAGACUGUUGUUUUAAACCAGGUUUCUAGGAGCUUUAAGUAAGUUUCAUAAUAUCAGUAACUGCCUUGCCAUUUUUUUCUUGCUAGCUAGCUCAUUGAAGAAAAUUCCUUGUUAUGACUGUAAACAGGACAGCAUGGGUGUAUUAAAGAGAACUGGGAAAUGUGUGACACAUCAUUUAUUCCUAUGAAAGGUGGUCACUGACUUCCUCAUGCUUCUGCUCUUUUUGGCCCAUUGAGCCUGUGCAUCUGAAACCUGUGCUGACAUCUUGUUGGUUUUAGACACAUGGCUCUUUUAGACUUGUUGGUCACUGAAUGGAUCAGAUUUCCUUGGAUUUGGGCAGCACCGGUGCCACGUGCUGCAUUAGUAAUCAAAACAAGCUGGUUGAGUUUCACCAGAUGUCUGUUGUUUGUAAGCCAGAGGUGUGGCUACAUGAAGCUACCGUCACUAGUUUGUCAUUAUUUUUGGGCUAGAAACUUCAAAUGCACCAGUUCAUCCAUACAGGAAAGACAUUAGUGAAACAAGUCAGGCUUGAGUUGAACAUAGCUGCGAUUUAGCUUAAAUCAUCAUUUUGUAAAUGUUGAUUAUUACUUUGACAAAGCUUAUUUCACCACAUUAAGACACAUAGUGUCUUCUGUAAAUUCAUAGCAAUUAUGGGUUGCGUUCAAACCUGUGCAGGACGCUGUGCAGAUGGAGACACAUUGAAGGGUAUUUUGAAGACCUAGUGGGCGCUGACCAAUUAGAAUAAGCCUACAGUAUAAUAACUUAUGGAGGUAUGAUUUAAGAGUUAAGUCAGAAUUACUACUUUCCCCCUUUCUUGAAUCACUCUCGCAGUCAACACUACCGAGGUGGAACAUCUCACCAUUGUCUGAUCCUCCAGUGAGCAAAACAAUAAAAUAAUUUUAGACAUUUUUUCAGGUACAUAAACUUUGUGACAAAUAACCUGACAUCACUGACAGCGGCAACGUCGUCGUUGAUGUUGACAUGAAGUUCAGAAGCAAUCUCCAAGAUAGAUUAAAAAAACAAAAAAAGCAUUUCUAAAUAUCAGAUAUUUUUGGAAAACAGCAGUUUGCAGAAGCUCUCACUGACUGAUUUAUAGAAAGGUGUAGUAGUUCCUGAGGUGGCUUGUGAUCUUGAAUUUCCAUCCGCCAUUCAGAAGUCACAAUAUCAUAGGAUGUUUCCAAUUUAAGAUUUAUUUUUACAAAUAUCUCUUGAAUAAAACAAACCUACACAUCACAGCAGUACAACUGAUAAAUGAGAGGAAAACAUAUGUUUUACUUUAACCUGCUCUGGUGCUGUAUACGUGCUAUUGCUGCGCACACAUACAUCCCCCUUGCCUUAUAGUUUAGUCAGUUCACACAUUUCUUGUGGACCAACUUCAAAAACUGACACCCUCAGAGCACACAUAAUUAAUAAUAAUUGCAGAAAGCACACAGAGUAAAGCACCACUCAGCCUUGCUGAAUGAAAUUCAGACCUCAUAGGAGUACACCCUGUGUACGGACGAACCCGCAGAAUGUGUACAGGCAGAUGGGUUGUAUUUUUAGCUGUGGACAAUUUCUCCAUUUAAUUUUCAGACAACAGAAAAUGCAUAUACUCUUUACUGUGCCUGUGGUGAAAGCUAGCUUUGUGUAGUGUUUACCAAGUGUGUGUGUGUGUGUGUGUGUGUGUGUGUGUGUGUGUGCGUGCGUGCGUGCAUUGACUGGAGAGGUACAGUAAAGGGGGUGUGGGGGACUGUGAAAUAGGUAGCUGUUGUAUUUUCUUGUUGGAUGUGACAAUUUCUGAGUUUAGUGACUGAUAUUUAGAACAAGAUAACCCACUUCUUGAUUGUCUGCCAUGUACUUUAUAUACAGUAGAUGUUUUCUUAUCUAUUUUUGUAUCAAUAGUCGGGGAGAAAUUGUGUCAAUGGGGUUAUUCAAAUAAUAACCCACUAUGGUGAGCAAUACUGUUCUGGAUUGUUACGCUUCAUUAUUUUAGUUAGUUCUAGAGAAUAAAGUAACUUGUCUGUGUCUGAUAGCUCUGGUCUUCUUUGCAUUCCCUUCUCUAAAACAGAAAGGGAUGUGAUGGACGCCAGCUGAGCUCAUCUCAAACCAGUCUGUCGGGACUUUGUUGCAAUGAUGCUUUCCAAAAGAGUGAAACCAAAGCACAGGCUUUACAGCACAACAGUGAAGCACACUGUGUGAAAGGCUGACAGUAAGAUCAAUGGCACACAGGGGAUACGUCAUAUAAUUAGUAGCUGUUAUUUUUUUUCACAACCUUUUGCUUUUGAUUUUACUUUAGUAAGUUAACUAUGUCUCGCCAUUUGACAAGCUGCAAAAAAGGGGAGUGGUGAUGUUGAAUCAACAGAAGGUGUGCAGGAAUGUGCAGUAAAUAGCUUUAAAGUGUGAUUAUUUGUCAGUGGGUGUCUGAUGGCAGACGAGCUCCAUAAUUAAGGCUGUAUUAUUAUCAGUGAAGAAGUUGGUUUCUGUGUACCUUCAUUUCUACGUAUUACCUGAGUUUCUGCCCGAAUGGGGAACACUGGUGACAAAAAUACUCUUCACUGGAAAAAAAAUCACACUAAAGGAUUAAUAAGCAAACUGUCCUCAGAGCACCACAAAUCCUUUGAUUAGUGUGAUUAACGUGCCCUUUAUAUUUUUAAGGUUAAAACCACAUUCUGCAAAUUAAUAUGGAAGCAAAAAAUAAAGGCUAAAAUUAUACUGUGUUUAAUCUUGCAGUGAAUACCAGGAUGUGAAAUGUAGUCACUAUUUUAUACAUAGAUUAUUUAAAUACCACUGAAUAGAUAGCUUUGAAAUACUGUAUUUUAUUUUGAAAAACAUUUGUCUGAAAUUAUGUGAUUACCAAGCGCUGAAUUCAAACCAAAUAAAUUCAGAUAGAUGGUUUUCAAAGUAAAAUAUUUCAUUAUUCAGUAGUGGCUCACAUGGGCGUUGCUAGACUUGAGGCUUUACUGGGGCACAGGCCCCCCCAUACAUAUAUCGAUAGAUAGAUACAGUUGUACAUUACACAGUUAUACAGUACACACGAAUAAUUAAUAAGUACUCCCUCAGAAAAAAAGUGGUUUAAUUUUUAUCAGAUGUCAUUUUUCAUUUUCAAA
This is a messenger RNA of Monopterus albus (swamp eel), 5876 nucleotides long. It is a transcript of the gene syt14a, whose product is annotated as synaptotagmin XIVa. Gene Ontology annotation, molecular function: phospholipid binding. Bases 60 to 1805 code for a protein of 581 amino acids. The record is from RefSeq and is a predicted model, not a curated record. Lineage: Eukaryota; Metazoa; Chordata; Actinopteri; Synbranchiformes; Synbranchidae. The transcript has 9 exons.